CUCAACCCUCACACCUCUGCAAAGGAGGACCCUGGAGAGGGCGGAGAGGUUUGGCAACCUAAGCGCUCAGCGGGAAUUGGUGAGCACAGCACUCGAGGUGCAUCACCCUCCCCUGGCAAGCGGUUUGCCCCUGCCUCCUCCCUGAGCUCCUCCAGCUUCCCGAGCUACAAGUAAACUAGACCCGAGAACUUCCCACGGUUUUUCUGGCCUUCCAGGAACUGCCAGGUACCUGCGCACGUGGGCAGCAGCUGCGCCAGGUGGCAUCAGGGGUGGGGUCGAUGAAGCGCAACGUGAGGAAGAUGCUGAGCCCUCGUGAGAAGGAGCCCCAGGGCGUUGUCUAUCAGGGUGUGGAGGACGACAGAGAAGACUCCUCGGACGCCUGUAAGGUGUUUUUUGAAGGAAGUGCGUGUAGAUUGAAAAAAAUUAUGAGGAAAAGAAGGUCAUGUAGAAAAUAUGAAGAUGUGAAUGCCUCACCUUUGCAUUAUGCUGCAGAAGAAGGCCAAAUUCAGCUGCUAGAGAUGAUCAUCAAUGACUCCUGUUGUGACGUGCUGAAUGUGAUGGACAAUUUUGGAAAUACCCCUAUGCACUGGGCGGCAUUAAAAAACCAGGCUGAGAGUGUUAAGUUUCUUCUUAGCAGAGGAGCCAACCCAAACCUCCGGAACAGCAACAUGAUGGCACCUCUCCACCUCGCUGUUCAGGGCUUGCAUAACGAGGUGGUGAAGGUCUUGACUGAUCACAGCAGUACUAAUCUUAAUUUGGAAGGAGAAAAUGGAAACACAGCUGUGGUGAUUGCCUGUUCCAAGGAUAAUAGUGAAGCACUACAAAUUUUGUUAAAUAAAGGAGCUAAGCCAUGUAAAUCAAAUAAAUGGGGAUGUUAUCCUGUUCACCAGGCUGCAUUUUCAGGUGCCAAAAGAUGCAUGGAAAUAAUAUUAAAGUAUGGUGAAGAACAUGGAUACACAAGACAGUCUCAUAUUAACUUUGUGAAUAAUGGGAAAUCUAGCCCUCUUCACCUAGCAGUUCAAAGUGGUGACUUAGGAAUGAUUAAAAUGUGCCUAGAUAAUGGUGCCAAGCUGGACCUGAUGGAGAAUGGGAAGUGCACAGCCCUUCAUUUUGCUGCCACCCAGGGAGCCACUGAGAUUGUUAAAUUAAUGAUAUCUUCCUAUACUGGCAACAGCAGGGAUAUUGUCAAUGCAGUGGAUGGAAAUCAGGAGACACCACUUCACAGAGCCUCACUAUUUGAUCACCAUGAACUAGCAGAAUACUUAAUUUCAGUGGGAGCAGAUAUUAAUGCCACUGAUUCUGAAGGACGAUCUCCACUGCUACUAGCAACUACUUCUGCAUCUUGGAAUACUGUAAAUUUGCUACUCUCUAAAGGUGCCCAUGUAGACAUAAGAGAUGAUCUAGGACGUAAUUUUCUGCAUUUAACUGUACAACAGCCUUAUGGAUUAAAAAACUUGCAACCUGAGUUUAUGCAGAUGCAACAUAUUAAAGAACUGGUGAUGGAUGAAGAUGUUGAUGGGUGUACUCCCCUGCAUUAUGCUUGCAGACAGGGGGUACCUGUCUCUGUAAACAACCUACUCGGCUUUAAUGUGUCCAUUAAUUCCAAAAGCAAAGAUAAGAAAUCACCCUUACACUUUGCAGCCAGUUAUGGGCGUAUCAAUACGUGUCAGAGGCUCCUGCAAGACAUAAGCGAUACGAGGCUUUUGAAUGAAGGUGACCUUAAUGGAAUGACUCCCCUCCACCUGGCAGCAAAAAACGGACAUGAUAAAGUAGUUCAGCUUCUUCUGAAAAAAGGUGCAUUGUUUCUCAGUGACCAUAAUGGCUGGACUGCUUUGCAUCAUGCUUCCUUGGGUGGGUACACUCAAACCAUGAAGGUCAUCCUUGACACCAAUUUGAAGUGUACAGAUCAACUAGAUGAAGAAGGGAACACCGCACUGCACUUUGCUGCCCGGGAAGGCCAUGCCAAAGCUGUUGCCCUUCUUCUGAGCUAUGAUGCUGACAUUGUCCUGAACAAGCAGCAGGCCUCUUUUUUGCAUGUUGCAAUUCACAAUAAGAGAAAGGAAGUGGUUCUUUCAGCCAUCAGAAAUAAAAGAUGGCAAGAAUGCUUACAGGUUUUUAGUCAUCAUUCUCCAAGCAAUAAAUGUCCAGUCCUGGAAAUGGUAGAAUACCUCCCUGAAUGCAUGAAAGUACUUUUAGAUUUUUGUAUGCUGCCCUCCACAGAAAACAAGUCCUGCCGAGACUACUGUAUCGAAUAUAAUUUUACAUAUCUUCAGUGUCCAUUAGAAUUCACCAAAAAAGUAACAUCUCCACAGGAUGUUACAUAUGAACCUCUUGCAACCCUCAAUGCGAUGGUACAUCAUAACCGCAUAGAGCUUCUCAAUCAUCCUGUGUGUAAAGAAUAUUUACUUAUGAAAUGGUUGGCUUAUGGGUUUAGAGCCCAUAUUAUGAACCUAGGAUUUUACUGUCUUGGCCUUUUGCCUAUGACCUUUCUUGUUAUCAGUAUAACUCCAGGUAUGGCUUUCAACUCCACCGGAGUCAUCAAUGAAACAAGUGAUCAUUCAGAAAUUUUAGACACAAAGAAUUCAUAUUCUAUAAAGGUGUGUAUGAUGUUUGUUUUCCUUUCAAGCAUAUUUGGAUAUUGCAAAGAAGUGGUACAAAUUUUUCAACAGAAGGGCAAUUACUUCUUGGAUAUUAACAAUGCAGUCGAAUGGAUUAUCUAUACAACAAGCAUCGUUUUUGUGGCACCUUUGUUCAUUGGUUUACCAGCUUACAUGCAGUGGCAGUGUGGAGCAAUUUCGAUAUUCUUCUAUUGGAUGAACUUCUUAUUGUAUCUUCAGAGAUUUGAAAAUUGUGGCAUUUUCAUUGUUAUGUUGGAGGUCAUUAUAAAAACUAUGUUGAGGUCUACUAUCGUGUUCGUAUUCCUUUUUUUGGCCUAUGGACUCAGCUUCUAUGUGCUCCUGAAUUUACAGGAUGCUUUCAGUUCUCCAUUGCUUUCUAUAGUGCAGACCUUCAGCAUGAUGCUAGGAGAUACCAAUUAUCGUGAUGCCUUCCUCGAGCCAUUUUUGAAAAAUGAAUUGGUAUAUCCAGUCCUGUCCUUUGUACAACUUAUUACCUUCACAAUGUUUGUCCCAGUUGUCCUCAUGAAUUUACUUAUUGGUUUGGCAGUUGGUGACAUCGCUGAGGUCCAGAAACAUGCAUCACUGAAGAGGAUUGCUAUGCAGGUGGAACUUCAUACCAGCUUAGAAAAGAAGCUGCCACUCUGGUUUCUCCGCAAAGUGGAUCAGAAAUGCAUCACUGUCUACCCCAACCGGUCCAGAUACUCAGGAGGAUUACUUUGUAUAUUCCGUUAUUUAUUUUCCACCUGCGAAGAAAGCCAAGAAAUACCAAGCGUUGAUACAUCUUUAGAAACAGAAAUAUUGAAACAGAAAUACCGGCUGAAGGAUCUCACUUCUCUGCUGGAAAAACAGCACGAGCUGAUUAAACUCAUCAUUCAGAAGAUGGAAAUUGUCUCAGAGACAGGGGAUGAUGAAGAUAACCAUAGUUCUUUCCAAGACAGGUUUAAAAAAGAACAGUUGGAGCAAAGGAAUAGUAAGUGGUGUUCUGUGUUGAAAGCAGUCAAGGCAAAUUCGCAAGUCCCGUAGCACGAGUCAUCCCCGCCUGCAGUGGGGUUUCUGUGUGUGAUUGCAGGCCUUGCUGGGUCUAAGCUCCAGACUGGAAAGAGUGGGAAAGAAAGCAGAAAUCUGAUUCUGAUUUUAUUGCAUGUGUGAAAACGGUCCCUACAUUCUCUAUAAAGGUAAACUAUCCUUUCCUCCACAUUUUUUUUUUUUGCUACUACUCCAACUGGGAAACCUUGCUGAUAUGUUCGAGUUAGAAUUUGACCUCUUGUUAUUAGAAACUAAAUUGCUAGAACACACAUUUUUAAUGAUGAUCAGGAAUAAUAAAUGGAACAGUUAAGCUAGAAUACAAAUGUCAAUGCUGAAUUGCUUAAAAUAGUAUAUAAUGUGAUGCAUUAGACAAUGAGGAAUUACAUUAGUUUCUAUCAUUUGGGAGACUUUUUGCCCUGAAAAUGCUGUGGUGGAACCCUAUAUCCUGUGUUCUAACAAUAAAUAAUUUCCCCACCUUCUUGCUGUUCCGAUA
This is a messenger RNA of Condylura cristata (star-nosed mole), 4137 nucleotides long. It is a transcript of the gene TRPA1, whose product is annotated as transient receptor potential cation channel, subfamily A, member 1. Gene Ontology annotation, molecular function: monoatomic ion channel activity; protein binding. The transcript has 28 exons. Lineage: Eukaryota; Metazoa; Chordata; Mammalia; Eulipotyphla; Talpidae. Gene Ontology annotation, cellular component: membrane. The record is from RefSeq and is a predicted model, not a curated record. The coding region runs from base 279 to 3641 and encodes 1120 amino acids. Gene Ontology annotation, biological process: transmembrane transport; monoatomic ion transport.